CAGAAAGGACGUUUUCUCGCGAGACGCAUGGUUCAUUCUACGGUACGCCAUUUGUGUCUAGCAGCAAAAAGCGCGGACAGCGAAAACAGUCGCUAAACAAGGGGAGUUGGAUCUAGCUUUGGUGACAGCAGUAAACUCUUUGUUAUGGAUAAAACCACUAUAUCACAAAAGAAGACCGUUAAGAGAAAAGUGCCUGAAAGUGAAACUAGUGGUAAGGUGCAGCCAGAUGACGUGGAAAUGGAGGAAGAUAUAAGAGACUCACUCAGCAGGACUGAGAACCUUGAAGAAACAGAUGAAAAACAUCCGGAAGCUGCACCCGAAAUUAAGGAUACCCUCUGCGCUGUCUGUGGAUUCUCAGCCAAAGGCUCACGAUCACUAAAGAUUCAUUAUGCAAAGAAGCAUGGAAAGAACUCAAAGAACAAAGGUAAAACUCCUGAACAUAUUGCUGAUGUGAGCCCAGCUGAAAUCCAGCAGGAUGUGGACAUGGGGGAGUUAGAACUAUCAGCCAGUGACAAUAGCGGUAACAUAAAGUUGGAUCAAGAGGAUUGUGCUCAAGAGAGGAGAGUAAGCAAACGAACUCCAAAACCCAAGAUGAUUUUUUCCUGCAACUACUGUGGCCAAGAAUUUAGGGACAAAGCUCCACUAGAUGUUCAUGUCCAGAGACACCACGCCAAAGACACUCCAUACUCAUAUGAUGCAGACGACAACAUGGAUUAUGAAGAGGAAACAGUGAAACCUGAUGUCACUCCUGUAAAAACCAAUACUCCAAUGCAGGUGGUGCCGAAACAUUUAGUCAACAGGUUCCAACUGAAGUGUGCACACUGUGAUUUUAGGGUUAGCACUGCUUCUCUGCUGGAGAGCCACACACGAGUCAAACACCUAGACCAGAACUGGUACCGCUGCAAAUUGUGUAACUUUUUUUCAGCCACAUCUGAAUGGAUGGACAAUCAUCUGUCCUCAGACAACCACAAGCAGAAGCAGAAAGGGAGGGAGGCUGCAGAAUCUCCACACGAGGUCUAUGUCGAAUGCGUAAGCCAUACCAGUGGAGGAGAUGCAACUCCAACAACUGAUAGAGCUGCUGCUGAUGAAGAAGGAGACACUUUGACUGAAGGGGAACAGGAAACUGAAGGGGUGACCGAGGCUGUUGAUGCGUUUUCUGAGGAGGAGGAUUUAGAUCUUGAACCUCCCAAAAAGAAAAGAGGAAGACCAAAGCAAGGAUCUACAACCACCUGCGGUUACUGUGGCCUGGUGGUGUCUAAUGCUACCAACCUUAGUGUUCAUGUGCGUCGUAAACACAGCAAGGAGUAUGGCUACAGCUGCACCCUAUGCAACUAUAGCUGUGUCACUAAAGGUGACAUGGAUCGCCACUGUAUCACAAAGAAACAUGUUAGGCGCACACAGGAGUGUGUAAAUAAGGAUACAGUUAACAAUCAGCAGGAACCCACAAUUACGCAAACCCAAGAACCAAAUGGAGCCUCGGAGACCACGGACAAAGAGCAGGGGUCGAACGACAUGGCCUCUGAUGAACAUAGCAAGGAGGAGCAAACAAGCCAAAGAAAGCCUGACACAGUCAAUUCUUGCAGCCACUGUGAUUUUGUGGCUCUGUCAAUUCCUUCCCUCCAUCUUCACAUCAGGAGAAGGCACACCAAAGAAUUUGAGUAUGUCUGCCUUGCAUGUAGCUACUAUGCUGUGACCAGCAGGGAAAUGUCUCGCCAUGCCAGCACAGAAAAACACAAACAGAAAAGCCAGAAAUACCUGGAACAACCAGGGAGCGAAGGGCAAAGCGCUUUGAAAAUGAAGGAGGUCAUUGAGCUGGCCAGGGCAAGCGUUGAUGCUGAUGGUGAUCCCCCUAGCCCUGCAGAGGAGUCUGAAGCUUGUCCUAAUGACAUUCAAACUGUGGAAUGUCAGAUUACAGCUGUCGGCACAGACCUGGAGGCCGGUGUGUCUGGCAGUGCCGAUGAGAAGCACAGUGAGAGUGUUACUUCCACUGGUGCCAGUCAGCCUGUGACUGAUCCACAGCAGACGCCAGCAGAUCUUCAGCCACCUCCACAAGAGCUCCGAGAGGAAGAGGAUAAACAAGGAGAUGAGGAAAUAAAUGCUGAUGGGAUGAAUGUAAAUGCAAAAAGUGGCCUCUCUCAAACAGACACUCACUUGUCCAAAGCUCCUCCCUUUGAUGCCUGCAUUGUAUCCAUGAAGGUCCUCGCUGAGCAAGAGCUGCAGGAGAGCCUGGCUCUAGAAGGCGAGGCUGCAGUGAUUUGUCUGACUGGAGGCUCCCCAACGCCCAUUGACCCCCUGCCUUCCAGUUCUGCAUAUGUGAAGAAGGUCAAACCCAAGGAGGGGAGGGCGAGAGACGAAGCUAAAGGCAACAGUUCCCGCAUACGCUGCGAGGACUGCGGCUUCAUGGCCGACGGCCUCAGCGGCCUCAGCGUCCACGUCUCCAUGAAGCACCCUUCCAAGGAGAAGCACUUCCACUGCUUGGUGUGCGGCAAGUCGUUCUUCUCGGAGAGCAACCUGCACCAGCACCUGAACAGCGCCGCCCACCACCGCAACGAGCAGAACAGCGUGGAGGAGCUGCCCGAAGGGGGGGCCAGCUUCAAGUGCGUGAAGUGCACCGACCGCUUUGAGACGGAGCAGGACCUGUUCGUCCACAUCAAGGAGAAGCAUGAGGAGCUCCUGAGGGAGGUCAACAAGUACGUGCUGGAGGACACGGAGCAGAUCAACCGCGAGCGGGAGGAGAACCAGGGCAGCGUGUGCAAAUACUGUGGCAAGGUGUGCAAGAGCAGCAACUCCAUGGCCUUCCUGGCACACAUCCGCACACAUACUGGAUCUAAGCCCUUCAGGUGUAAGAUCUGCAACUUUGCCACUGCUCAGCUGGGAGACGCGAGGAACCACGUGAAGAGGCACCUCGGCAUGAGGGAGUACAAAUGCGACAUCUGCGGCUGGGCCUUUGUGAUGAAGAAACACCUCAGCACCCACCUGCUCGGCAAACACGGGGUCGGACAGCGCAAGGAAAGGAAGUUCGAAUGCAAGUUGUGCGACCGCUCCUUCAGUGAAAAAUGGGCCCUGAACAACCACAUGAAACUGCACAGUGGGGAGAAACCAUAUAAGUGCGCCUGGCCGUCCUGCCACUACGCCUUCCUCAACCUGUCAGCCAUGAAGGACCACUACAGGACACAUACCGGAGAGAAGUCGUACCUGUGUGAUCUGUGUGGUUUUGCUGGAGGCACCAGACACGCCCUCACCAAGCACCGGCGCCAACACACAGGAGAGCGGCCGUUCAAAUGCAAGCUCUGCAACUUCGCCUCCACCACCCAGUCCCACCUAUCACGCCACAAACGCGUGCACACCGGAGAGAAACCCUACCGCUGCCCCUGGUGCGACUACAGAUCCAACUGUGCCGAGAACAUCCGGAAGCACAUCCUGCACACGGGGAAACACGAGGGUGUGAAGAUGUACAACUGUCCAAAGUGCAGCCACGCCACCAACUCUCCCAUGGAGUUCCGCAACCACCUGAAGGAGCACCACCCUGACAUUGAGAACCCAGACCUCGCCUACCUGCAUGCAGGCAUCGUGUCCAAGUCCUUCGAGUGCCGUCUGAAGGGCCAGGGGGCCACUUUUGUGGAGGCCGAGUCCGUCGGCUCUCCCGUGAAGGGCUCGUCGGAGGGAUCCGGGCCGGAGGAGCAGGUCCAGCAGGUCAUCAUCAUCCAGGGCUACGGCGACGGCGACGUCUCCAUCGACCAGGCCCUGGAGGAGUCGGCCGCUGCCACGCUGCAGACGCUGGCCAUGGCCGGACAGGUGGCCGAGGUGCUGCACAUCACCGAGGACGGGCAGGUCAUCGCCUCGGGCCGAGAAGUGGCGUCGGCCGGGGCCCACCUAGCUGGAGGCGGCACCCAGUACGUGGUGCUGGAGUCGGGGGAGGCCCGGGAGGAGCUGCGGGCCGCGGCCGAAGGGGGGGUGGCGGUCGCGGCCGCCGGACACGGCCACGUUGUCAGUGAGUCGUCCACGGCCCUGGACGCCCUGCUCAGCGCCGUCAGCGAAAUGGGCCACCAGGAGGACGCGCGGGGGGAGACGGCCGCGGCCCACGAGGUCCCGGGCGCCGAGAGCGGCGAGGCCGAGUCCAGCCGAGCGCGGGCGGACGCAGGGCGGGAGCCGCGCGGGGUCCCGGGAGCAGCCCGGGAGGACAUGCAGGAGGUGCUGCAGCUGGCGGCGUCUCAGAUGAUGAAGGAGGGUCUGACCCAGGUCAUCGUCAACGACGAGGGCACCCACUACAUAGUGACGGAGCUCGACAACUGCACGCUGCAGGUGGAGGAGGGCGUGUACGGAGGUGCGGGCGACGGGGAGGUGCAGCAGGUGGAGCAUCAGGCCGGAGAGGAGAUGGUGGUGUAUCUGGACGGAGCCCCUCAUAACAUCGUGCUGGAGGGCUAGACAGAGAGGAGCUCACACACGAGUACAUUUGUCUUCUCGUUCUUUAGAAUUGUGGUAAAUCCUGCUUAGGUUCAAUCUUUGCCAGUUCUUCCUCCUCCCACAUUUUUUAUUUCACCCUACUAGAUUAUUUUUCCAUGACUGUCGUCCCGUCUUCUCUUGGGCUUUACUAAACUCAGGUUAAACAUUGUGUAUUCACUGGCCGAGGGACUUUGGUGCUGAGUGGGUUUGCAUCUCAACCAAUCACAAUGACUCUAUAUUAACUACUUGACAGGUAGUAUGGGAGUAAACUGUUUCCUUCCUUCUAUUUUUGUACAAAUACAUCUUAUAUGGUGAAAACAAUGAGGAAAUACAGUUUUUGUUUUCUUCUCUAAAAGUGUGAUUUAUUUCAUUUCUUUUGUUCUUUGUAGUUAUUAGUAUGAAUCAGUAAUUUCAUUGAUUAAAAACAAUUCAACAAAGAAUCAAAACAGAAUUUAUUGUGCUUUUCAUCACCUCUGUGCUUCUGGAGAACCACUAAAAACAUUUACGCAGGUUUGUUUGUGACAAUAAAGACUAAGCUGAAUUUAUACCAA
Molecule: messenger RNA, 4994 nt
Organism: Betta splendens (Siamese fighting fish)
Lineage: Eukaryota; Metazoa; Chordata; Actinopteri; Anabantiformes; Osphronemidae
Gene: znf407
Product: zinc finger protein 407
Exons: 10
Coding region: 145-4425 (1426 amino acids)
Biological process (GO): regulation of DNA-templated transcription
Cellular component (GO): nucleus
Molecular function (GO): DNA-binding transcription factor activity, RNA polymerase II-specific; zinc ion binding; RNA polymerase II cis-regulatory region sequence-specific DNA binding
Source: RefSeq, a predicted model, not a curated record